Molecule: messenger RNA, 751 nt
Organism: Klebsormidium nitens
Lineage: Eukaryota; Viridiplantae; Streptophyta; Klebsormidiophyceae; Klebsormidiales; Klebsormidiaceae
Source: the annotation of a GenBank genome assembly
CUUGAAGUUGCUGCUUUUGACGAUCAAAAGUCAGAGACUCAAGAGCUGGUGCGGAAAAGGAACAUACCUGGCUAUACUCUCAUACUUUUUGACUUCUGGCAAAGAGGAGCGGCCUGCUUGAAAGCAGAGCAGCUGACCAAGAAGAUUCAAGAUGGCCGCGCUCUUCGACAAGUCCAGAACGUGGCGCAGAAUUGUUGCACUUGGAAAAGCGUCCCCUGCUUUCUUCUGGGGCUUCACAGCCACCACCGUCGGCGCGGCCGGCCUGCUCGCUUAUCUGACGCAGAAGGCCACAACUCGCAACACAGAUGAGUUCCGAGAGGAGCUCCUGAAGCGCGGCCGAAAGGACGCGGUUCUGGUUAACUCUGCUAACAAGGAGAGGUUAGGGCAGCUGCUAAAAGAGAUUCAGCAGAAGGAUGACUUUGAGGAUAGGUACAAGGCGGCGUUGAAUGGGGAGACACUGACUGGUACGCCAGGGGCUCGUAUGAGAGGGGGGAGUGGGACCAGUGCGACACCGGAGUGGGUCGCAAAGGCAACAGAGGCGCAGCGGUUGGCGCUUGAGAAGGAGAAGGCAGGGGCGAUGCAGAAGGUGGUCGAGAGUAGUUCGCAGCGGAGGAAGCAGAAUGAUGAGGUUAAGGCAAUUGCUCAAAGAAGAAUAGAGGCGAGGAGCAGUCAGGGUCAAGAGGGAGGCGUGGAUACAAAGAUUGGUGGUGACACGAAAGUUGCAGGUCUGGCAACUCCGUGGUGUCUUUGA